Arabidopsis lyrata subsp. lyrata is the source of this 2077-nucleotide messenger RNA. RefSeq names its product 3-epi-6-deoxocathasterone 23-monooxygenase. Gene Ontology annotation, biological process: sterol metabolic process; brassinosteroid biosynthetic process; multicellular organism development. Lineage: Eukaryota; Viridiplantae; Streptophyta; Magnoliopsida; Brassicales; Brassicaceae. The record is from RefSeq and is a predicted model, not a curated record. The transcript is spliced from 7 exons. Gene Ontology annotation, molecular function: heme binding; iron ion binding; oxidoreductase activity, acting on paired donors, with incorporation or reduction of molecular oxygen, NAD(P)H as one donor, and incorporation of one atom of oxygen.
AGAUAUGUAAACUUUUCUAUAUAUAAAUUUAUAUUAAAAAAUCUAAGAUAAAAUAAAAGAAUUAUCAGCCACAUGAUUUGUUGCCACACCGCACCAUGAUUAAAGUUAUAUAAAGAGAUACCAAGACAGAUUCAAAGUGAAAGAAAGUCCCAAAAACAAAAAACCAAUUUAAAAAAACACAAACCCAUUCGUGCGUCUGGCUAAUUAAGUUAAAACAGUAAUGGACACUUCUUCUUCACUUUUGCUCUUCUCCUUCUUCUUCUUUAUCAUCAUCGUCAUCUUCAACAAGAUCAACGGUCUCAGAUCAUCCCCAGCUACGAAAAAACUUAAAGAUUAUCAUGUUAUUUCUCACAGUCACGGACCAAAUAUUAUUUUUGUAAAUGUAAUAAAAAAAACAUAAGCUAUAUGCAAUACAAUUUGAAGAAAAAAAACAACCACAUCUAUUUUAUUGGACAAGCGACGAGUCAUGUAUGGGAGAGUCUUUAAGUCGCAUAUAUUUGGAACGGCGACGAUCGUAUCGACGGAUGCUGAAGUGAACAGAGCCGUUUUACAGAGCGACUCGACGGCUUUCGUGCCGUUUUACCCGAAAACGGUGAGGGAGCUAAUGGGAAAAUCGUCGAUACUUCUGAUCAACGGGAGUUUACAUAGAAGGUUCCAUGGACUAGUCGGUUCUUUCUUAAAGUCACCACUUCUCAAAGCUCAAAUCGUUAGAGACAUGCACAGGUUUUUGUCUGAAUCCAUGGAUCUAUGGUCCGAGGACCAACCAGUUCUCCUCCAAGACGUCUCCAAGACUGUUGCAUUCAAAGUACUUGCCAAGGCAUUGAUAAGUGUAGAGAAAGGAGAAGAGUUAGAAGAGUUAAAGAAAGAGUUUGAAAAUUUCAUAUCAGGACUCAUGUCAUUACCAAUUAACUUCCCUGGAACCCAACUUCAUAGAUCUCUCCAAGCUAAGAAGAAUAUGGUGAAGCAAGUUGAAAGAAUCAUAGAAGGCAAAAUUAGGAGUGCAAAGAACAAAGAAGAAGAUGGUACUGUGAUUGCUAAGGAUGUUGUGGAUGUGUUGCUUAAGGACUCAAGUGAAUAUUUAACUCACAAUUUGAUUGCUAACAAUAUGAUUGACAUGAUGAUCCCUGGCCACGAUUCUGUCCCCGUCCUCAUCACCCUCGCCGUCAAAUUCCUCUCUGAUUCUCCCGCUGCCCUCAAUCUCCUAACGGAAGAAAACAUGAAGCUGAAAAGUUUGAAGGAAUUGACAGGAGAGCCACUAUAUUGGAAUGACUAUUUGUCGUUACCUUUUACACAAAAGGUCAUUACAGAGACACUGAGAAUGGGAAAUGUUAUAAUUGGAGUGAUGAGAAAGGCGAUGAAAGAUGUUGAAAUAAAAGGAUAUGUGAUACCAAAAGGAUGGUGCUUCUUGGCCUAUUUCAGAUCAGUCCAUCUUGAUAAACUUUACUACGACUCUCCCUACAAAUUUAAUCCCUGGAGAUGGCAAGAAAGGGACAUGAACACGAGUAGUUUCAGUCCUUUUGGAGGUGGUCAGAGAUUGUGCCCUGGUCUCGAUUUGGCUCGUCUUGAAGCUUCAAUCUUUCUUCACCACCUUGUCACUCGCUUCAGAUGGAUAGCAGAAGAAGAUACAAUCAUAAAUUUUCCAACGGUGCAUAUGAAGAACAAAUUACCCAUUUGGAUCAAAAGAAUAUAAAUCAUUUUUCUUAAGUGAAAAAUGGAGAAUCAAUUUUGCAUUAUCAAACUCAAAAAAAGGUUAAAGAAGUCACACGAGUGUUUUGAGAGUGGGAAGUGAAAAAGAUAGUGAGACAGAACAGAUAGGAAAAAAAAAAGACAACAUGAUGGAGUUGGGAGACAAAAAAGAAUUCACACGUGUGGAAGAUGAUAGCACACAUGCCAACUAUUUUGUCGUAUUCCUUCACAAGGCAAAUAAGAACAGAAUCACAAACCUUUUUUGUUGACCGUAUAAUUUCUCGUUUUCCCUUUUUUUUUUUUUUUUAAAUAGUACAAACUACAAAGGUGUAUGAUAUUAUAUAAAUGCAGGAUAUUCAGAAUCCUAAUUUUCACGAGUAUUUUUCCUCUC